Messenger RNA from Sipha flava (yellow sugarcane aphid), 2818 nucleotides. It is a transcript of the gene pins, whose product is annotated as G-protein-signaling modulator 2. Gene Ontology annotation, molecular function: protein binding; GTPase regulator activity. Bases 789 to 2606 code for a protein of 605 amino acids. The transcript is spliced from 12 exons. The record is from RefSeq and is a predicted model, not a curated record. NCBI's taxonomy places the organism in Eukaryota, Metazoa, Arthropoda, Insecta, Hemiptera, Aphididae.
UGAAAAUUCUUUAGUGAUUAGUGAUCAUUCCACACCAUGGUUGUAUCCGUUCCACACUGAUAUCAUAUUUGCAUCACGGUCACGGUUGUUGUAGUUAUAAUAAACUUUUUAUUAUAUCAUGGUUGUACACACCACUACACGAAACAAUUUAUGUGUUGACAUUAUAGUACCAUAUGAUGCUGAUAUUUGGAACCAUUUAUUAAUCUCAGCUUCAAUUAAUCUGUAAAUGAAUGCCAAGUCGUAUCAGUACUACAAUACUAUGUCAAAUGUAUUAAAGAACUAACUUUCAAUAUUCGUCAAUCAACAUUUAUUACUUUGCUUGCGUAUUUAUUAUAACGUCAUGUACAUAUCACCGUACUAUAUAUUUUUAACCUGUAUAUAUUUUUUCAUGGUCGAAUUCCUGUUGUAUAAUUUAGAUAGAGGAGUAGUUGUCAAUGAGUAGAAAGUUACUCAACCACAUUUUUUAUAGAUCCUUACCGAUUUGUUGAUGUUAUCAUCAACUUGUUAUCGUCUGACUAUUAUUGGUGGAAAAUUAUUGUUUACUUCUUUUUUCAAAUUCAAUGUAUUUAUAUGCUUAUAUACAAAAAAGAAAAUAACAAUUGUAGACAUUAUUAGUUCAAUUAUUAACAUGCAUGUCUGUUACGUUUAAAUUUAUACACAACAUUAGUCUUUCUUUAAUAUUUUUCAACUUCCAUCUAGUAUAAUUUGGUUUCAUUUGACAUGAAGUGUUUAAAUACAGUACUGUAAUAUUAUUGUUGUGAACGCCUUUUUUUAAUCGGAAAUUCAUAAUGUCGGAUAAUGCGGAAGAUCAAAACCCUAGAGAUGCCGGAAAUAUGUGUUUGGAAUUGGCUUUGGAAGGUGAAAGACUAUGUAAAGCAGGGGAUUGUCGUUCAGGAGUGGCAUUCUUCCAAGCAGCUGUUCAAGCAGGAACUAAUGAUUUACGUACUUUAAGCGCUAUAUACAGCCAAUUAGGCAAUGCUUAUUUUUAUUUAGCAGAUUAUCCAAAGGCUUUACAUUUUCAUAAACUUGAUUUGGCUUUAGCAAGAACAUUGGGAGAUAAGCCAGGUGAAGCUAAGUCCAGUGGUAAUUUAGGAAAUACAUUGAAAGUUAUGGGAAAUUUUGAUGAAGCUAUGAUUUGUUGUAAACGUCAUUUAGAAAUCGCAAGAGAAUUGGGAGAUAAAUUGAGUGAAGGACGUGCUUUAUAUAAUUUGGGAAAUGUAUACCAUGCCAAGGGUAAACAUAUAGGAAGAGUAGGACAGCAAGAUCCAGGAGAAUUUCCAGAAGAAGUAAAAGUUUGCAUUGAACAGGCUGUUAAAUACUAUGAAGAAAAUUUAAAAUUAAUGAAAGAGCUCAAUGAUCGUGCAGCUGUUGGUCGAGCUUGUGGUAAUUUAGGAAAUACCUACUAUCUGUUAGGUAACUUUAAAGAAGCCAUUCAGUAUCAUGAAGAAAGGUUAAAAAUUGCUCGAGAAUUUGGUGAUAAGUCAGCUGAGCGUAGAGCAAACAGUAAUCUAGGAAAUUCUCAUGUUUUUCUUGGUGAAUUUGAAGAAGCUGCUGAUCAUUAUAAGAGAACUUUAAUCCUUGCUCAAGAGUUGGAAGAUCGAGCAGUUGAAGCACAAGCAUGUUAUAGUCUUGGGAACACAUAUACAUUAUUGAGAGAUUAUAAUACUGCUGUUGAUUAUCAUUUAAGACAUUUAGAUAUAGCACAAAAACUACAUGAUAGAAUUGGUGAAGGAAGAGCAUGCUGGAGUUUGGGAAAUGUAAAUCUGGCUCUAGGAAAUCAUGAAAAAGCAUUAUAUUUUGCUUCUAAACAUUUGGAAAUAUCUAAAGAAAUUGGCGAUACAGUAGGUCAAGCAACGGCACAAAUAAACAUAGUAGAUAUUAAAAAAUCAUUGGGUAUGUCAAAUGGUCAACUUUCACCAGACAGCAAAGAACUAUUGGAUACUAUUUCUAAUACACAGCCAUCACCUCAGUUACGACGUUAUCGGGUGAGACGUCAAAGCAUGGAACAGCUUGAUUUACUUAAGUUGACUCCAGAUAAUAAAGGUAAAGCACCAAUCUCUAAUGACAAGAUUUAUCAGUCUACUUCUUCAGGUUCUAAAAAGUCUGAAAAAACUGAAGAUGAUCCAUUCUUUGAUUUAUUAUCACGGUUCCAAGCAGGACGUAUGGAUGAUCAACGUUGUACUCUUGGUUCAACAAGAAAUUUAGAAGAUAAAGAAAAUCUGAACUCAAACAAAUUAGUUUCCCAAAUCGUAGGUCAUGCUGAAAGUCAAGAUGAUUUGUUGGAUAUGAUAGCUGGUAUGCAGAGUAAGAGGAUGGAUGAACAAAGAGUAGAAUUGGAGCAACUUCCUGGCAUUGCAAAACCUGACAUUGAACAACAGCCUGAUGAUAAUUUCUUAGAAAUGUUAAUGCGAUGUCAAGGAGAACGACUGGAAGAUCAGCGUAGUGAACUACCUGUAUCUAACAUUAGUAGUGAUGGAGAAUCACAACGUACACCAAACCGAGGACCAACUGUACCAGAUGAAGAUUUUUUUACUUUAAUUAUGCGUCUUCAGUCGGGUCGUAUGGAAGAUCAACGAGCAAGUGUGCCAAUGCCAAAACGAAAUUAAUGUACACUAAAUUAUGAAGUAUUAUCAGUCUGGUUAAGUUAAUAUUUUCAUGUCUAUAUUUACAGUUUUUUUUUCUUUAACUAUAAGGAAGUUAUAAUUUUAUAAUUUAUAUCUUUUUAGUAUUACUUAUUUUUAACUAUAUAAACAAUUUAUAUAAAUUGAAUGUUCAUUGUAUUUUUCCACUAUUACAAUUAUCUUUUUAAUUGACUGCU